UUGUCUUUUUUUAUCAUACAAUACGUAUCGCUUGUUUAUUUGAUAUCUCAUUAUUUUGCGUAGAAGUUAAGGAGUCUCGCAGUCUACACGCAUCACUGAUAUGGGGCAGUCGGCGGUCUGCCCUACUACCAAAAUAACCAUACUACUUGUGAACCAAAAUGGCUCCAAGCAGAGUAUCCAAUUCGGGACCCUUAACAGAAAGUGAUAUAUUUCGUAAUUAUUACACGGACAAUGACUAUUUUUUAUCACCCGAAGGCAUUUUAAAAGUAGUCUCGGCCUUGAUUUGUGUGGCAGCGUCGGUGGUGUUCAUAAGCGGGGGCUCAUGUGAUGCGCCGGGGCUACUGGCCGGCACCACGAGCAUCCUGUUGGUGUGCGGCGCCGCGCUCUGCUUCUUAUACGCUGGCGUAGCACUCGACAUACCAAGAUUCGCACCACAGGCCUGGUUAUAUACUGAUAUUGUUACUUCAACUGUGACGGGAGUGCUGAUGCUGGUCAUUAGCGUGCUCGGCAUGAUGCUCUGUGGCAUGACUACGCUUGUCAACACUCUAUUUAGUCCCCUGGUGUUGCUAAACGCCGUCCUAGUGACUGGCAGCGGCGUGGUGACGUACGUGCGGGUGAUGCACCGGUGGGACGCGGAGCGCAUCGCUCACCAGCCGCAAUCUUCUGCACCCAUCGAGCACGAAGUCUAAACUUAACACAAAACUAUACUAUAAUAGAAAAUAUAUUUUUUAUACGGCCACGACAUGUUAACUUCACUUCACCUAAACUAAGUGGGGUCGAGACAGAUUUGACUGGCGAGAGACGUAUAUCCCUCGCUAGUCGAUCAAUUAUGUCGGUCUAUUUGAAUCCUGAUAUAUCUACACUGACUGAUCCCGAAGCGUGGGCUGGGACACAGAGGGUCGCUGUGGCGGGCCACAAUGUAGUUCAAUAAUGUUUUACUCAAGCUUAAGUAUGAUAAAAACAUGUUAAGUUCCUCCUCCGAGCCCAUGGCCUUGAACAUUCGUUGCAUCAAUUUACGGCACACGAGUUACGGAUGGGAAUAUGCAGAUAAAAUUUGUUGGACUGCUUUAUCUAAAAGUGUUCAGCAAAACGGCGCGCUAACUGUAUUUUUAGAAGCUAUCUAAUCGAAACCUUAAAAUCUUAAAGAAAAAAAAAUAACAUUAUAUUUCUACAAUAUGUUAUUUUAACUUUAGCAGUUUAAUAUUUUUUUAUAAAUUAUUAAAUCAUCAAAGUUAAAAUAAAGUACACAUCUCUUUUACUUUACAUCCAACACUUAUAAAAAGACAAUUCAAUAAGGAAUAUUCUGGUAGUUUAAACUAUUUAAAUAACUUGAAAUUGUUUUUUUUUUUAUGAAUUUAUUCGUAAAUCUUUGCAUACUCCUGCUGUAAUUCGUACGCCGUAAAUGUAGGUAUGAGACAAAUUUUUAAGGCCAUCUGUUCGGGGGAUAGUCUUAAGGUAUGCUUGAAAAAUGUAUAGGUGUCUGUUAUCAAUCAAGUGGCUUUUUGUAGCAGAUACGCGGCAAAGGAAAUAAGGAUUGAAUGAUCAUCAUUUUCCGUCCGUAAAUACCCAUACUACUAGAGUAGAGAGGGUGUGGCAUAUCUCAUAUUUAUAGGAGAAACGAGAAAUGUGUGUGUUGGGGGUUAUACAUUUUUUGUGACUUCGCAGGAAAUAUGGAAAGCCACAGCAAAGCAAUCAUUCAUCAAGGUUUAAUAUGAGACCGCAGUUUUUUGGCUUUGUUUUGUACACGAAACUGUUUGCUGUCUACCUCCACCAGAAUAUACUAUUACAUUAUUGGUGAUUAUAUUAUUUUAGUUACUUUAUUGUUUCAGGAUUAUUAAUUAUAUUUUUAAAUGAUUAUUAGAAUAAAUGGUAGCCUCAUUUUAAGAAUAGAGUAAUAAAUAAAAUUUUACACAAUGGGUAAGACACUGUAAUAAUAUAAAAUGAUAAUAAUUUUAUUAUAAUUUGAUACAGUAUUAAGUUUUAUAUUGUGAACUUUAGUGUUUUGUUCCUAUUUUAAUAAAUGACUACUAGUUUAGCUUCCUUUUUAUAUGUCACUAGUUCAAUAAAAUUUGAAUGUGAAAAUAAAAAGCAUAGUUGUAAUAACAUACUUUAUAAAAACCUUUACUAUAAUAAACAUGAAUUAAAUAAAUAUUUUUAAUAUC
Manduca sexta (tobacco hornworm) is the source of this 2162-nucleotide messenger RNA. RefSeq lists its product as uncharacterized. The transcript has 4 exons. Bases 159 to 689 code for a protein of 176 amino acids. Lineage: Eukaryota; Metazoa; Arthropoda; Insecta; Lepidoptera; Sphingidae. The record is from RefSeq and is a predicted model, not a curated record.